Chlorocebus sabaeus (green monkey) is the source of this 1306-nucleotide messenger RNA. It is a transcript of the gene FAHD1, whose product is annotated as fumarylacetoacetate hydrolase domain containing 1. Gene Ontology annotation, molecular function: acetylpyruvate hydrolase activity. The record is from RefSeq and is a predicted model, not a curated record. Gene Ontology annotation, cellular component: mitochondrion. Lineage: Eukaryota; Metazoa; Chordata; Mammalia; Primates; Cercopithecidae.
GACUGGCCUGGGAGCGGGGGCGGCGGCCCGAGAGAUGCGCCAGGAGAGUUGUGCCGCGAGCCUCCGCCUCUUUUUUGAAACCGCGAAGCGGUUCCCUGGAGGCCAAGCGCCACGCCGCCCGGGCACCCGGCAGCUCGCGAGGUGGAACGAGCCGUCGCUGCGGGGACAGCGUUCCGACGCAGUUGGUCCUCUCCGGGGUGCCGUAGGCAUCAGCUGACCGGCCCAGCGCACGUGACUACAGGGGCACUUGAUGGGAAUCAUGGCAGCCUCCCGGCCACUGUCCCGCUUCUGGGAGUGGGGAAAGAACAUCGUCUGCGUGGGGAGGAACUACGCGGACCACGUCAAGGAGAUGCGCAGCGCGGUGUUGAGCGAGCCCGUGCUGUUCCUGAAGCCCUCCACGGCCUACGCGCCCGAGGGCUCGCCCAUCCUCAUGCCCGCGUACACUCGCAACCUGCACCACGAGCUGGAGCUGGGCGUGGUGAUGGGCAAGCGCUGCCGCGCGGUCCCCGAGGCCGCGGCCAUGGACUACGUGGGCGGUUAUGCCCUGUGCCUAGAUAUGACCGCCCGGGACGUGCAGGACGAGUGCAAGAAGAAGGGGCUGCCCUGGACUCUGGCCAAGAGCUUCACGGCGUCCUGCCCGGUCAGCGCGUUUGUGCCCAAGGAGAAGAUCCCUGACCCUCACAAGCUGAAGCUCUGGCUCAAGGUCAACGGCGAACUCAGACAGGAGGGUGAGACAGCCUCCAUGAUUUUUUCCAUCCCCUACAUCAUCAGCUAUGUUUCUAAGAUCAUAACCUUGGAAGAAGGAGAUAUUAUCUUGACUGGGACGCCAAAGGGAGUUGGACCGGUUAAAGAAAACGAUGAGAUCGAGGCUGGCAUACAUGGGCUGGUCAGUAUGAGAUUUAAGGUGGAAAAGCCAGAAUAUUGAGUUAUUUCUUUACAAGUUUCGGGAGAGAAGGGAGCAAGACAAGAGCAAACAACGGCUAUUAAAUGUCACAAUCCUUUAAUAAGAAACCAUUUAUUGGCUGGGCGCGGUGGCUCACGCCUGUAAUCCCAGCACUUUGGGAGGCUGGGGCGGGCGGAUCUCGAGGUCAGGAGAUCGAGACCAUCCUGGCUGACACAGUGAAACCCCGUCUCUACUAAAAAUACAAAAAAUUAGCCGGGCGUGGUGGCGGGCGCCUGUAGUCCCAGCUACUCGGGAGGCUGAGGCAGGAGAAUGGCGUGAACCCGGGAGGCGGAGCUUGCAGUGAGCCGAGAUCACACCACUGCACUCCAGCCUGGACAACAGAGCGAGACUCCGUCUCAAAAA